AUGGCCAUGAUGAAGCAAUAUAAAUUGGUUAUUCAUGAAUGCCUUCUGGCUCAAGCCAUCUCUGUCGUCCACCAGAUGACCCAGCAGACCUUCCACCGCUUCAGAAUAGAGGGCUCUUUUGCUGCUUGGGAUAAGACCCUCCUAGUCAACUUCUGCACUGGACUUGACCAGCAGCUGAAUGACCUGGAAGCCUGUGUGACGCAGGAGGUGGGGGUGGAAGAGACUCCCCUGAUGAAUGAGGACUCCAUUCUGGCUGUGAGGAAAUACUUCAGGAGAAUCACCCUCAAUCUGCAGAAGAAUUACAGCCCUUGUGCCUGGGCGGUUGUCAGGGCAGAAAUCAUGAGAGCCUUCUCUUUCUCACCAAACUCCUAGGAAAGAUGAAGGAAUGAGGAAUGACCCCUGGUUCAACAUGGAGAU
Hipposideros armiger (great roundleaf bat) is the source of this 417-nucleotide messenger RNA. RefSeq names its product interferon alpha-4-like. Gene Ontology annotation, biological process: defense response. Gene Ontology annotation, cellular component: extracellular region. Bases 1 to 372 code for a protein of 123 amino acids. Gene Ontology annotation, molecular function: cytokine receptor binding. Lineage: Eukaryota; Metazoa; Chordata; Mammalia; Chiroptera; Hipposideridae. The transcript has 2 exons. The record is from RefSeq and is a predicted model, not a curated record.